This is a messenger RNA of Musca vetustissima, 718 nucleotides long. RefSeq lists its product as uncharacterized. The transcript has 4 exons. The coding region runs from base 35 to 673 and encodes 212 amino acids. The record is from RefSeq and is a predicted model, not a curated record. Lineage: Eukaryota; Metazoa; Arthropoda; Insecta; Diptera; Muscidae.
AAAAUUGAAAUAAAAUUAUUUAAAUGCAAAUAAAAUGCCACUUCUCGAAGACAGUGGCAUUGAAAGUGAAGACAAAUCAUCGUUUAUUAUCGAGGAAGCUGACAUGGAUACGAACACUCGUUUGAAUCAUGACGACACUGUGGACCAUAUGGCAGAAUUGGAAGUGAGCUUUCGGGGAGCAGUUGAUACCAAAACUACCUCAUACAAUGCCAGAGAUUCAUCACCCACACAUCACAGUAGCAGCGACCUAGAGGACAACAUAAAACCUCCCAACACUUGUCGCAUCUUGCAACGGAAGUUGGAAUUGAAAGUUGAAAGGGCAAAAAGGAACUACACCCACUAUCAAGAGGAAAAUAAACGGAAAUCACAAUCGGCAACACUUAUACCCAUCAAUCGGCUACCCAUACCUGGAGAUGUGGAACAGAAGCCCUUGGUAGACUACAAAUCGGAAAGUGAUGAAUGUGAGGAGAUCUCCUUCUUUCCUUCGCACAUGCAUAAGAGUCGCAUGCGGAAACAAGCUGAACUCUCCGAUACCUUCAGCAUUCAGGAAAUGACAAUCGAUUCGGAUUUGGAAUCGAAUGAUUCACAGAAUUUGGAACUGCUAACACCGCAUCUGAAGAGAAGUUUUGUUGACUAUUUGAAAACUUGCUUUUGCCUACAGCCCUCGAGUUAACGAAACGGUUUCAAAGUGCCGAUGUUUAUCGCUAUAUUUGCUUCC